Molecule: messenger RNA, 408 nt
Organism: Entamoeba invadens IP1
Lineage: Eukaryota; Evosea; Mastigamoebida; Endamoebidae
Product: malic enzyme, putative
Exons: 2
Molecular function (GO): malate dehydrogenase (decarboxylating) (NAD+) activity
Source: RefSeq, a predicted model, not a curated record
ACUGAGUUUUACAAGACACUUGUUGAGAAGGCGCACAAAUUCUAUCGCAGGAAGAUCCAGAUCAUGCCGAAGUGCACACUGUGCGGAUUUAACUGGUUCAAUGCGUACUACACUCCCGGCGUAUCUCGCAUUUCAACAAACAUCCGUGACGACAACGACUCAUCAUUGUUGUGUACGAUGCGUGGCAACUUUGUUGGUGUUGUCUCGGACUCGAUACGAGUGCUUGGUGAUGGAGAUGUGACACCUGCUGGUAUUGCCAUCUGCAUUGACUCGAAGGUUGCUGGGAAGGCUGAUGCUGGUGCGAUGAUAGAGUUUGUGCAGCGGAUACAACACACCUUUGGUGCAAUCAACCUGGAAGACAUAUCACAGCCAAACUGCUACAGAGUGCUUGACGUGUUCGAGUUUUGA